AUGGCAUCGCAAGCGUCUGCUCCAGUCAGUACUGCUGCCGGCUCGUCGCAGUCGUACCUGCUAGCACCAUUGCAGUCGUCAGCAUCGUCGAAUGUGCCCAUCACUCCCAGCAAAGCACGCAAGCAGGCUCAAGCGCAGCGAACACGGCUCGUCGCACUAUCCAAACACUUGAUGACCAGGCUGCAGUACGCCAACUUCAAGGUCGAGCACGGCUGGUCCAAACAAUCGCUUCCCGAGGUCGAAAACCUCUACUACAGACAGAACCAGUCCGGAACCAGUACUGCCACCGCCACUGGAGCAAGGAAGAGCGCCUCGACAUCACCUAACAACAAAGCACCCGUGACGCCCAGUGUCGCAGCCGCCCAAGCUCAGCUCGCCCUCGGAUCGCGCCUUUUCAAAGAUGCAGCUGUCAAGAAGACCGAUGCAGAAGGCGGUGACGUCUUUGGCGGCUAUGGCCUCGCCACUCCCCCCGCAUCUGCCGGAAGUAUUCCCGGUGCUACUUCGUAUCUGACGAGCAAGCGCGGUCGAUCUGCAUCGUCCACACCCAUCUCGCCGCCCAACACCAGCACCAACUCUUCGGCCAGCAAGGCUGGGGAGGCGCAGAAGCGCUCGCCAAACAACAAAGCGACGGCAGGUGGCGCGACGAGCUAUGCGGACUUUUGGAGUCGCGUGGGCAGCUCGACUGCCACGUCUGCCGGUGCAGGGAGAUCGUCCAUCAGCCCGAGCAAGAAGAGGAGCGCAGACGAGGUCGUUGCUGAUGCUCCCAAGGCGUCCGAAAGCGGAACAGCGACGUCGAGCCCACACAAGCGGGUGAGGAUGGAGUCGGAUCCAGAACGAGCAGCCUCCAGUAGCCCGGCUAAAACGACUCUGGCCGAUCGAGGCCCCAGCUUCGCCAGCAGCGUUCGCAAGCAUUGA
Molecule: messenger RNA, 915 nt
Organism: Kalmanozyma brasiliensis GHG001
Lineage: Eukaryota; Fungi; Basidiomycota; Ustilaginomycetes; Ustilaginales
Product: Transcription factor Nrm1/Whi5
Exons: 3
Coding region: 1-915 (304 amino acids)
Cellular component (GO): cytoplasm; SBF transcription complex
Molecular function (GO): transcription coregulator activity
Source: RefSeq, a predicted model, not a curated record